This is a messenger RNA of Myotis lucifugus (little brown bat), 1050 nucleotides long. It is a transcript of the gene TLNRD1, whose product is annotated as talin rod domain containing 1. The record is from RefSeq and is a predicted model, not a curated record. NCBI's taxonomy places the organism in Eukaryota, Metazoa, Chordata, Mammalia, Chiroptera, Vespertilionidae. Gene Ontology annotation, molecular function: actin binding.
AUGGCUGCACAGGGCUCACAGGCCUCACACGUAUGGCAGCGCAAGGGCAACAGGCAGCUGGUGGCCCACCUGCUCCUGCUGCCCAGCGAGGCCCAGCCUCCUCCGGUGCCGGCGCCGGGUCCUUCGAGCCGGGCCGGGCCCCCGUCAUGGCGCACCAAGGGGCUGUCCACCCUCACCCACGACCUGCAGAGCCGGCUGAACGCGGGCCGCUUUGGAGGCGGGGGCCGCCCGCGGGAUCCGGGCCACCUGGCGGCGUCGCGGACCGAGCGCUCCGCCCACGCGGCCGGGGCAGGCGGACCGCUACCGGGUGGGCUGCCGCCUGAGGUGGAGCAGGGCCGCGACCCGCUGCCCGAUCCGACCCCGCAGCUGCUGCUGGAGGAGUCGCAGGGCCUGUCCCGCAGCCUGAGGGAGGACGCGUGCGCCCCGGGCGGCCAGCGACGGGUCCGGGACCGCUGGCUCGAGCAGGUCAGGCUGGGCGCCAAGUGCAUGAGCACCAGCUGCCGGGCUGCGCGCGAGGUCCGGGCGGCGCCCGUUGAGCGGCCGCAGGCGCAGACGGUGGGCUUCGCGGAGCCGCAGUUUCCGGGGCGCGCAGCUCAGGCCGAGGGCAGGGCGGUGCAGACGGCCAUCCUGGAGGCGCGGCACCCCGACGGGGGCGCCACGAUGACGGACCACAGGGAGCCGAGGCACUCGCCGCACCCGCCGUCUCAGGCUUUGAGGGAGCGGUCUUCACCCAGAACUGAACCGCCCGCGAAUUCCAAUUCUGUGACUAGCACCCCGCCCCCCAAUAAAGGAGGGUGCUUAUUGUCUGCCCCUCAAUUUAUACCAAAGAAAUCAAAGGUGAAGCUCUCAACCCCCCAUGUUAGAUGCUCGAGAGGAAUCUUCCAGAAGCCAGGGCUAUGCAUCCGAUUUUCACACCCACGCGGGGCGGAGCCCAGCAGCCCACACUGUGGGGCCUGGAGAUGGGGGUGCCGACCGCUGUGGCAGGGUUACCCCGCCCCCCCCUCAGCUCCUCUCAGGAGUCCCUCACCCAAACCUUAUGAAUUAGUUUAG